UAACAAGAUGUUUUGUGUUGUCAGGUGUAUUGCGAGUAUGGCAUGGUGCGGGUUCUGUCUGAGAAAGGGAACAGUAAAGGAAAGGACUACUGUAUCCUCUUCAAUUCUCAGUGGGCUCACUUGCCGCAUGACCUGGGAAAAGCUGCCCUUUUGCAGCUUCAGAAUCAAACAGCAUCUGUCUUGUGUUCUCCUUCUGAUGUACCAGAUGGAGGGUUCCAUAACAGAAUCCCUAUGGUGAUGCGGAAGAACUGCACCUUUUAUGAGAAAGUCAGGCUUGCUCAGAUCAAUGGAGCUCGGGGUUUGCUGAUAGUCAGUAAAGAGAAACUGGGUCCCCCUAAAGGUAACUGGAGUCAGUAUGAAGAGAUUGACAUUCCCGUGGCUCUGCUUAGCUACACGGACAUGUUAGACAUUGGAAAGAGUUUUGGCGAAUCGGUGAAGGUGGCAAUGUAUGCGCCAAAUGAACCUGUUCUUGACUAUAACAUGGUGAUUAUCUUCGUAAUGGCUGUGGGCACGGUUGCAAUUGGAGGCUAUUGGGCAGGAAGCAGAGAUGUGAAAAAGCGAUACAUGAAGCACAAACGUGAUGAUGGGGCAGAAAAACAUGACGACGAAACAGUUGAUGUCACUCCCAUCAUGAUCUGUAUAUUUGUGGUGAUGUGCUGCUCUAUGCUGGUCCUUCUUUAUUUCUUCUAUGAUGACUUAGUCUAUGUUAUUAUAGGGAUUUUCUGCCUGGCUGCCUCCAUUGGUCUCUACAGUUGUCUGUCUCCCUUUGUAAGAAGAUUCCCAUUGGGGAAAUGCAGGAUCCCUGACAACAACUUGCCAUAUUUUCACAAGCGUCCGCAGGUUCGGAUGUUGCUUCUGGCUGUGUUUUGUAUCUCCGUUAGUGUGGUCUGGGGAGUCUUCAGGAAUGAAGAUCAAUGGGCAUGGGUUCUGCAAGAUGCUCUGGGAAUUGCCUUCUGCCUUUACAUGUUGAAAACAAUCCGACUCCCUACAUUCAAGGGUUGCACCUUGCUCCUGACGGUUCUUUUUGUGUAUGAUGUGUUCUUUGUUUUCAUCACACCUUAUAUAACAAAGUCAGGUCAGAGUAUAAUGGUGGAGGUGGCUACGGGCCCGACUGACUCUGCCACUCAUGAAAAGCUCCCCAUGGUCCUGAAGGUUCCAAGACUGAACUCCUCACCGUUGGCUCUUUGUGAUAGGCCUUUUUCCCUGCUAGGAUUUGGAGACAUCUUAGUUCCAGGCUUGCUGGUAGCCUACUGCCAUCGGUUUGAUAUUCAGGUGCAAUCCUCCCGAAUCUAUUUUGUAGCCUGCACUAUAGCAUAUGGCAUUGGCCUUCUGGUGACCUUUGUAGCCUUGGCGUUGAUGCAGAAGGGCCAGCCAGCUCUGCUCUACUUGGUGCCCUGUACGCUGCUCACUAGUUUUACUGUGGCUCUUUGGCGAAAGGAGCUUACAAUGUUCUGGACGGGCAGCGGCUUUGCGAAAGACCUACCUCAUCCUCCAUUGGUGCUGGCCCCUGUCAGCUGCCCCAACCCCCCCAAAGAUAUGAAUGCACCAGCAUCUCAACAAGAAUCAAAACAACAAAUGACCAACCCCACACUCCAUGCAGAUGAUCAAAAUAACCCCUCCGUGUGUGCAGAAGAGCAGCCUCACUUGGGUACCAAGGAGCUGACCAGUCCCAGCUUGCAAACAGACCAACCACAAAUUCCCAUCCCACAGAUCCAACAAGAAAGCAGUCAGAACAAGGAUGAUCCUGAAAGCAAGAACCUAAGAGUAGAAAAGACCCAGCCAGCCUAGAGGAUAAAAUAGGAAACCACUUUUCCUUCUCCCCAACUCCAAACUUCCCCGUGCAAAACCAGAAAACCAGUCAGUAGGCUGGUUGAGCAGUGUUCACGUUCAUUGAGGAACCUCGCUGGAAAUCUGAUCAAGUGCAAGAAUAUUCUACCUUGGACUUCAGAUACAACUAUACAUUUCAAACAGCUUUCUGAAAUAUGGUGCUUUACAAAGAUUCUCUAAUGUAUGAAUUUCCAUGAUCAUUUUAUUAGUUGGAUGCCUUUUACCUUUCCUGUUUCAUUAUGCCAGGGUAAUAUUGAGAAUUUUGACUUAUCCAGUACUCUGGGCUUGUGUGGCUGUUGUGCUGCUUUUGCGUAGUGUAGACUAAUGUGGAGGAAAAGCAUCGGACAAGUCUUCUACAGAGCUAAGCAGAGAGAAAUACUGUAGUUUUGUAGAAUUUUCUCUCCUUGAGACUUUUAAAUUUCUGCUUGUAAAAGCCAUUGCUGCAAGUGAAUGGUUUAGGAUAAACUGACACUCUCAAGAAAUGCUGAGAACUGGCUAAAUUACCAGCCCUCUAAAAGGAUUUGUUUUUCCAUGGUGCAUGAAAUGCAUCUCUCUUCUCAACAUUUUUUUCCAGUUCCAGGUGCCCAGGUUGGCUGAUACUAUAGAUUGAAAGGCAGGAUGCAUGGAUCUACAGGAAGCACUGUAAGCACUCCUAUGAAUUCUAGGGGCUGUCUUUGAAAGAAAAUGUUUACUCAGUGGAUCUUGAAGAAUAAUACACAGUAGGCAAGAUUACUACACGUAUCUUUGAUGCUUUGUUUUGUUUUGAAAAGCAUCCCAGUCCCUUAAUUGCUAGAUACAUCUGAUCAAAAAUAGUAACAUUCUGCACAGCUUAGUUGUCCGUCAGAAUGGUCUGUUGAAGACUUCAGGGACUAACACUGAUACUGGAAGUUCAGCUGGUUUCUCUGACUCUCUCACUAUCAUUUUUAUUUCUGUGGGUUUGUCUGCAUUACAGAUAUUUGGCUGACAGUGCUGUACAAAAAUCUUUAGUGUAAAUGCAGCAUAUGCCAACAGAAGACUUUUUCUGCUAGCGAAGGGACACCAAUUCUCCAGACUGUUCACUGUGCCCCACUGAGCUAAAUUCUGUAGCACUCUUCUGUUGCCACAGCUGCAGUUACAUUUGGCAUGCUGCUGUUGACUGCAAGGAGGGGUUCACUCGGUUAGCCACCAUAGCUCUGCGGAGAAAACUGUGUCAUGUAGAUUGAAUCUAUUGCUGAAGAAAAGUGUGACAUUCUCUAAAGCAGGCCUGUGGUGGUGCAGCUGUUUGUGCUUUUCAGCCUCUUUAUAACUGGUCAGCUGCCUCACGUCAGCUUUUGUUUUUGUCCUAGGAUUGGUCUAAGUUUGACCUGCAGGGUUCUAGAAGGAGGUCACAGCCACCUUCAUUUGUGCUAGCACUGCAGAAUACAGGCCCUACCAUGACACGGGAGAGCUACAGCUACACAAUGAAGUUUAGGGAGACUUCAGUCUAUUCAGCUUUAUCCAGAUUAGGUGCAACUGCCCUUAAAUUGCCAGCACUGCUUUUCAGCAUCCAGAAUAUGGGCCUCUCUUGUGUAACCUGACUUGCUCCUUGCACAUCUGUGUUGCACAUGCAGAGGGGCAAAGUCAUCAGACUAACUUUUGUAAAUGAUAAAUAUUGUGUUGAAUCUCUUCUGUUGGAGAAUGUACUGAUCAGGACCAUUUGAUUUAUUUCAAAGACAUGCACAUUCUUUAAUUAUAAACAUUCCAAUCAAUUUUUUUAAAACCUGGCAUUUGAAAUGUAAUUAACAAGGUUUUUGGGAACCUGUUAAUAUCCUGGAAAUAGAAUAUAAUCAACUCAAUGGGGUGGCCAUCUCUCUGCCACUCAAUAAAUAUUGUUCUUCUGAGAGCAGAAGUCUUGCAAGACCAUAUAGUGUGGCACUUUCAAGAGUAGACUCUCAGUGGACCCAAAGAAAUGCAUUAAUAGUAAGUGCCCAUUGGCCUUUUGGAUCAAGUUUUGAAAGGCUUUCAGCUGGCAGCUCUACAUGAUUAUUCUGUUUCUGUUUUCCUUUCUGAGAGUAAGCCUUCUGAAAGUUUAUGCUGUGUCUUUUAGACUGUAACCACUUUCUCUCUACUCUUUCAUGCUCAGUGGACAAUAUUCAUUUUCCAGAAUAUUAGAAGCUUUCUGUAAAAGUACACUGUGGGUUCAGAAGUUUGCCAGCUUCUGUCUAAGCCUUGAUGACCUUAACUGGGCUCUGUCUGCCAAGUUGACUCAACUCUGGCUGAAAUGAUGGUGAGUUUCUUGAAAGGUUUUCUGAGUCCUAACGUCUUUAGUGGGUCAGAUUUGGCUUUCAGGUGAACUGAAUGCAACAUGUUUAAACGGUACAAAAGAGAGUUCACCUGUUUUAUUUCUUCUUCUCCUUUAUGGGCUACGUUGCUCUCACUGAGGGGAGCUGAACCAGCCCUUAGCCAUGCAGAGUGACAGAGAUGCUUGUGUUGGACACUUCAACCAACUGGAUGAUGCCUUAAUUUAAGCCAUUUUAUAAAUAUGUAUAUUAAACAUUUAUAGAAAAACUGUUUAAAUAAUACACUUGACAGACAAAUGCCAAGAAAUUCAAAGGUGAGACUGAUGUGUCAUAACAUUUGAAUUUGUUUUUGCCUUGUUUCUCUUUCAGUCGUAUCAUUAUGCAUCAUUUUAUAUAUUUAAUAUUCAACCUGUUUUAUGUGGUGAUAAAGUAUUAAUUUUUAUCACACUUUCUGAAACAUACAUUUCAUUUGCUGUGGUGUUGCUUCUGGAGCUGAAACAGGAUGGGAGAACGUAGGCCAUUGGGUUGCUUGUAACUAAACUGAAAAGGAAGAAUUCAGGACAUUAUAGCUGACUUCUAGUAGGCAUUGUAAAGUCACUUCUGUUGUAUAGACUUCUUGGCUAAUCUGUUUUAGGAGAGAGAAUUUCCUUUAGGUUUGUGAAUUAUCCCCACAAAUGUCAUGUGCACAUUUCACUUACUGUAAGACUUGCGUGAGGAAAUGGCACACAAAUGCUGUACCUCUGGUUAAAAUAGGUGAUUUGGAGAUGCAUCCCAUACUUGGACCAUUACAAUAUCAUUUAAAUUCUGUGUGCCUGAGAUUGUCUGGGCUCUGUCUCUGUGCAGUGCAGUAACACUUUUCCAUCAUGAGAAAGUUAUUUGUUUUAAAUACUUCAUUAUAAGGCUAUGUUUUUCGGGGGGGGGGGGGGGGGUUGGGU
Messenger RNA from Pelodiscus sinensis (Chinese soft-shelled turtle), 5020 nucleotides. The record is from RefSeq and is a predicted model, not a curated record. Lineage: Eukaryota; Metazoa; Chordata; Testudines; Trionychidae.